Molecule: messenger RNA, 1578 nt
Organism: Cicer arietinum (chickpea)
Lineage: Eukaryota; Viridiplantae; Streptophyta; Magnoliopsida; Fabales; Fabaceae
Product: xyloglucan O-acetyltransferase 3
Cellular component (GO): Golgi apparatus
Molecular function (GO): O-acetyltransferase activity
Source: RefSeq, a predicted model, not a curated record
AAUUACUUUCCAUUUUUCCUCUAAGUAUAAUUUGCAUUAUUAACAAAUGAUUCUCUUACAUUAAACCCCCUUGUUUUUCGUCUUCUCUUGUAUCUGAGUGAUGUUAUAGAAAACCAUGAAAACAUCUAGUAAGCCUUUUCACAACUAUGGCAAAAGUAAAACUUGUCCCAACCUAUUGAUCAAGGGAUUGCCUUAUGUUUUUACCUCUUUAUUUUUAGCCUCUAUUCUUAGUUUCUUCUUCUUCCUUUAUUCUCCAAACUCUUUGAUUCUUGUCCCUAAACAAGGUCAUGACAUCAUUGAAAAUCCCUCCCAAAAACAAGAACAUCAACAUGCCAAUACAUCAACACUUCCACCAUGGAAAUCACAUAAGGAGGAGAAAACAUGUGACUUGUUUAAGGGUCAUUGGAUUAGAAGUAUAAGAGAUUCAUCUUAUUACACAAAUUCAAGUUGCACAACUAUUCCUGAUAGUAAAAAUUGUUUCAAGCAUGGAAGAAUGGACAAUGAUUUUCUCAAUUGGAAAUGGAAACCUGACCAAUGUGAUCUUCCAAUGUUUGACCCAAGAAUUUUCCUUCAAAUGGUUCGUGGCAAGAAAUUGGCUUUCAUUGGUGAUUCUGUGGCUAGGAACCAUAUGGAUUCCCUACUAUGUCUCUUGUCACAGGAGGAAACUCCACAAGAUAUAUACAAGGAUUCAGAAGAUAGGUACAGAAAAUUUUAUUUUCCUAAGUAUGAUUUCAACCUCAUAAUGGUAUGGAGCAGAUUCCUUGUACAAGGUGAAGAAAGAAUGGUAAAUGGAACAGGCACAGGCAUUUUUGAUUUGCAAUUAGACAAAGCAGAUGAAGAUUGGGCUAAUGUGUUACAUGAAUUGGACUAUGCAAUAAUCUCAGCUGCACAUUGGUUCUUCAGAUUAAUAUAUUUACAUGAAGGUGGAAAAUUAGUAGGGUGUAUUUAUUGCAAUGAACCAAAUGUGAAAAAUUAUGACGUAGAUAUGGCAUUAAGUUUAGUAUUUAAAACAUCAUUAAAACACAUUAAUAAUUGCAAGGAAUGUGAAAAGGGGAAACUUUUGACAAUUUUGAGGACUUUUGCACCGGCCCAUUUUGAGAAUGGUGUGUGGAAUACUGGAGGUCAUUGUAAUAGGACAAGUCCUAAAAAUGAAGGGGAUGUUGAUUUUGGUGCAUUUGAAUGGAAAUUAAGGAAUGUUCAAAUGGAAGAAUUUGAGAAUGCAAAAAGUGAAGGGAAAACAAGGUUUAAGGUUGUCGAUGUAACAAGGGCUAUGAUGAUGAGACCAGAUGGACAUCCAGGUGAACAUUGGGGUAAUAAAUGGAUGAAAGGAUAUAAUGAUUGUACUCAUUGGUGUUUGCCAGGUGCUAUUGAUGUUUGGAAUGAGUUGUUGUUGGCUACUCUUCAAAGAGAGGGUUAAGGGAUUAUGAGUUUUUUUUGGGAUCUGAGGCUCAAACUUUAUCACAUACAAAAAGAUGAUAAUACAUUUAUAUUUAUUUUUUAAAAUACCAAAUGUUAAUGUUGUUAUUUUGAAAAAGGGAAGUUUAACUCAUGAAAUAGGCAUUCAUUUUUUUAUCCGUA